AUGGCUCCCGCCAAUGCUUUCCGCAUCAUUCUCGGCGCACUCGUUUCACUUCACUUGCUCGCAUCGUCGGUGACUGCGCAGAACUGCUACUAUCCAAACGGAGAUCUGUCCAAGGUGGACGCACCCUGUUCUUCCGACGGAGGAAUGUGCUGCGCCGUCGGCUGGGAGUGCCUCAGCAAUGGCCUCUGCUACUUGGAGGCUGAAGACUACACCGAGCGAAGAUCCUGCACAGACCAAAGCUGGGGAGACGACUGCUCUCAGUUCUGUAUCACAGGAGCUUCCGUCAUCGGCAAUGAAGCCAUCCAGCAAUGCUCGGACGGACAUUGGUGCUGUGACGCCGACCGCCAUCAAAGCACACCAUACUGCUGCGACAGCAAAAACGCCUCGCUAGUCAUCGAUGUCCCAGAUGGUCGCCAGAUCGGCUUCAUCUCGAGUCUGUCUCCGCCCUCCUCAACGGCACCCUCAAGCCGUUCCACACGCCAAUCCUCCACCGCCACGAGCGACUCGUCCUCAGCUUCAACUUCAUCACCUCCCUCGACCUCAACAACUCCAACGCCAACGACCAUCACCCGCCUCGACACGACCUCAGACUCCAACGGACAAGCCACGACCAUCACUUCGCUCAUCACCUCCGUGCCAUCACCCACCUCGACGUCAGCCAUCUCACCCUCUUCGAAAGCUUCAUCAUCAUCCGGUCCCAAGACCCUCACGAUCAUCAUCGCUGUCAUCGUCCCCGUCGUGGUACUCUCCCUCCUCGCUCUCGCCUACAUUCUCUACCGCCGACACAAACGCAACAAACCCGCACAACUCGCCCUCGCGCCCCCUGAAAUGGUAAACAUGUACCGCGACCCCGACGCCACGCCCGAACUCAACGGAGACUUCCCCACAACAGGCGCAGGCGGCGGAGCAAUCGACAACAAAAUCGAGCGCAAAAGCGAACUCUACGGCUCCACUCCCGCAGGAGAAGGAGGAAGAGGAGGCUACGCCAUCCACCAACACAGCCCAGCCGUCUCCUCCCUCACCAACUCGAACGGCACGAAUCGCAACAGCGCAGCCACCGAUCCACCGCUCUACAGUCCCGUCUCUGGUAUCCAGCAGUCUCCGCCACUCGGAGGAGCAGGAGUAGGAAACGCAGGCAACACGCCCAUGCUGCCGCAAGUCCAGGAAGAACAGGCGCACGAAUUAUGGGGUGGGGACUGGCCUGGUCGGAUGAUGUAUGCGCCUUCGCCGCCGCCGCAGGUGUUGCAGCCUGGCUAUACGGCGUAUCGAGCGACACUCCCGACGGAGGAUGGACCCAAGGCCAAUCUAGUCGGUGGACAGGGCGGAGAGGUUGCUGGGAAGGGCGAGCCAGUUGGGCAGGGAGACGAGAGUGAAGAGGUGAAGCCGAAGGAUUAUUGA
This is a messenger RNA of Zymoseptoria tritici IPO323, 1398 nucleotides long. RefSeq lists its product as uncharacterized. The record is from RefSeq and is a predicted model, not a curated record. Bases 1 to 1398 code for a protein of 465 amino acids. Lineage: Eukaryota; Fungi; Ascomycota; Dothideomycetes; Mycosphaerellales; Mycosphaerellaceae. The transcript has 2 exons.